Molecule: messenger RNA, 1082 nt
Organism: Phyllotreta striolata
Lineage: Eukaryota; Metazoa; Arthropoda; Insecta; Coleoptera; Chrysomelidae
Source: the annotation of a GenBank genome assembly
UAAACUGUUCCAUCUACCGAAGGAAAUUUUAAUUAGGCGAUCUAUGGCCUUGUUCUUAUCUGGUUUUUGAUCAUUAUUUUUGACGUUUAUUAAAUAAUUCCCACGUGCUCGGACUUCGAUUGCAAUUUCGUGUUGUUAAUGUUUCAUUUUAAGUGAAAGUUUUAAACUAAUUAGAAUGUCUGUUUACCUUAAAUUCAAUUUAUGAUAUUUCCCGUAAAAGUACCAUGGAAUUGCAGGAGGAGACGAGUCAAAAUCGUCACUUAGCCUCAUUUUUGGGCGGUGGAGUUGCCGGGCUAACAGUGGACGUCGUUUUAUUCCCAUUAGAUACUUUAAAAACCAGAUUACAAGCCGAGCAGGGUUUUAAAAAAGCUGGAGGAUUUAAAGGAAUAUACAAAGGCAUAGGACCCCAAGCUAUAGCAAGCGCACCACAAGCUGCCUUAUUUUUCCUCACUUAUGAAUCGAUCAAGCACCAUUCCCAAGGGGUCGUCUCUCCUAACGCGAUGCCCUUCGUGCACAUGUUUGCGGGAGGUGUUUCGGAAAUAGUGGCGUGUUUGGUGAGGGUUCCGAUGGAGGUGGUGAAGCAAAGGAGGCAAACCCAAACGGGCAACAAGUCCUCUUGGAGGAUAGCGAUGUCUGCGUAUAAACACGAAGGCGUGAAGGGUUUAUACAGGGGCUACGGUUCGACGAUUUUAAGGGAAAUACCGUUUUCGCUGGUGCAAUUCCCCAUCUUGGAGUACCUGAAGCAAUCGUACAGGGACAAUUUCAAGAACAACAUUCCCUUGGAGUCGUGGGAGGUGGCCAUUUGCGGUUCGAUUGCCGGUGGAAUCGCCGCGGCCGUGACGACUCCGCUCGAUGUGGCGAAAACUCGAAUAAUGCUAGCCGAUAGAGAGAAAGUGAGAACCGGCGUUAUGACUGUUAGAAAUACGCUGAAGCAGAUUUAUCGGAAAGAAGGCUUUCGGGGUUUAUUCGCUGGAUUUACACCGAGGGUGAUGUGGAUAACGAUAGGAGGAUAUGUAUUUUUCGGCAGCUACGAUUUUACUAGGAAUUUGUGCAUUCAAUUAAGCGAUAAAAACGAUUGAUAA